Trichoderma atroviride IMI 206040 is the source of this 708-nucleotide messenger RNA. NCBI's taxonomy places the organism in Eukaryota, Fungi, Ascomycota, Sordariomycetes, Hypocreales, Hypocreaceae. The record is from RefSeq and is a predicted model, not a curated record.
AUGACUGCAUCGGACAUUUCGUCGGAAUUCUGGAUUUGUGGAUAUGGGAGCCUCAUAUGGAAGCCCCCUCCCUGGUUCGACAGAAGAGUGCCGGGCUGGAUAACUGGCUAUGUUAGGCGUUUCUGGCAGGUACGUAUCUUUGAACCUGAGGACCAUCGAGGAACUCCAGAAGCUCCCGGGCGAGUAGUUACUCUCAUUGAACGGUCUCACUGGGAACAACUCACCGAUCACCACGAUUCUGCUCCCGAUAAGGUAUGGGGUGUAGCCUACCGAAUCGAAGCCGACCACGUCGCAGAAGUCAAGGAGUAUCUUGACAUUCGAGAGAUCAACGGCUACUCCAUCCACUAUACGCCAUUCCAUCCUGCCGACGGCUCUUCUCCCAUCCGAACGCUCGUCUACAUUGGCACGCCUGAUAACGAGCAAUUUGUCGGCCCUCAAGAUCCCCAGAAGCUUGCCGAGCACAUCUUGCGCAGCCGUGGCCCUAGCGGGCUGAACAAGGACUAUCUCUUCGGCCUCGAUACAGCCCUGGCUGAGCUCUGUCCGGAGAGUGAAGAUGUCCACGUUAGUGAUCUUGCGCGCCGCGUGAGGGCUCUUGAACUCGCCGCCAAUGGAUCCAUGAAAGCUCCCCAAGAUCUGGACCCCGUUUCCAAUUUCAAACAAGACGCCAGCACACAAGAAGCGGAGGAGAUCGAAAAAGUUGUUGCAUAA